AUGGCUCCCAUGGCACCAGCCGAAUAUCAAAGUCGACAUAGACAUGCAGACCGCAAGGGAAUUAAGUAUUUAGGGCCAAUCGAAUCCGAGAACUGGCCGAGCCACUGGCCAGAAACUCGUCGCCAGCUGUUCCACGAUAUAACCACAUUAGGGAAAUCGAUAUUUGGGGAUUUCAAUGCCGGAAACACAGGCGACUCAAACGAGAAGCCAUGGAGAGGGCAAAUUAAACCAAGGGCAGCUAAAUUGGCAGUCCUUGCGGCCAGGUGCAGGGGCGAGGGGAAAAACGAACGUAGCUGGAGGGCCUCUCUGGAACAUGAAGUCCUCCACCGGUUCACGGUCGAAGUAUCCUGUCCGACUUGUCGUGAUAGACUGUGGCGCUCUGAGAUUGAGGCCGCAGUAGAAUCAACGGAGGAGCAAGCGUUAUCGUUGGACGAACGGCGCAGGAACCGCAUGCCCUGCCGAUGCCCAGAGGGACUGAGUCAGAACCGGGACUUCCACGGGGUCAAUAUGAUCUUCUCUGAUCGGUCCGAGACUUCCAUCCACUAUAACCCGCCCCUACCCAUCCAGUCUGGUGGGCGAAAUAAGAAGAAGUACGAACUGCCCGACAGGGUGUACGGAUUGAUUGAAACAGAUAACCUCAAAGCGUUAUUGGAUUCAGCUGACGGGCGUGUCUCCGAUGAUGGUGAAGAGAAGGUACUUCGUGAUACCCUUGAGGCUUCACCGUUCAAGCCCAGUCGUGAACCAUUAUUAUUUCCAUUUCUUCUCAUUGAAGCAAAGUCCGACACUUCUGGGGACUCGGCCGGGGUCGAAAUGCAAUCAGCCUUUGCCAUAGAAAGGCUACUAAGGGUUCAAGACCAACUUCGCCCGGCCACCGACGCUGAGACCGGUUGGAUAACGGAACCCGUAGUGUGGUUUUUCGGCUGGCAUGGUCAGGACUGGUAUGUAAAGGGCAGCUUCAUAAGCGAUGCUACGGGGCUUGAUCCUAAAUAUUGUAUCCUGGACCUGUGGCAGGGCAAUAUUUGCUAUCAGAGCAGUGCACUGCAGCUUCUGCUUAUUGUCGAUUAUAUUUUUGACUGGGCGCGGGACGGAUACAGACCUUCUAUCAUAAAUCAGCUGAGCUUCCUGGCAGCGCGCGAGAUGCAGUCUUUCGAUCCCGAUAUAUUCUCCACAAUCGAAAGAAGGGCAUCGAGGCUCGCCUCAUUCUCCCAAGACUCAAUUCGAAUUGGCACAGCCGACCCUGAUGGAGACAACUCUCAGAGUCUGGGCCCGAAUAUUGAUGACCGGCUAUCGUUCGGUGUGGUAAGGGAUGCUGCAGCUGUCGAAGCUCGGUUUUUAGCACUGCAGAUAACGACGGCAAACAUCGAAACCUUUAUGACUUCCUUCACGGCAUCUGUAGCCGUGUCGACCAUCCUGCGCAAUUUGACAAGAUCAUGGCGGGUUACUGGUGAUACCUUGUCACGCAUCCAGCAUGGAUGGACAGGGGCAGAUCAAGAAUCCACACUGCAAGGAGUCUUCUACGUCAGAAUCGCAAUCCUCCUCCACGUGGCGGAUGAUUGGACCCCUACGCAGCAAUUAAGCUGUCUUGCAAUAUCCGAGGAAGCGAUUCAACUAAUGCUAUCUCGGGAUGAGCUACCUAGUCAGCAUGCCUCGCUUGAAAGAGCGAUCCGUACCAUACCCACGGUCGCAGCAUCCACAAUUGAAGGCUUCAUGGCAUCAAUAAAAGCACAGACUAUAGGAAACAAUCUGACAGCAGCUAUAGGAAUGGUCUCCCUGACAAGUUCGUAUUCCCGGAGCCCCGGAGAAAUCCCAGCACAGUGGCGUCUUGACAAGGCCAACAACUCGUCGGUCGGGUUUGCAUUAGAUGACACAUUGCAGAUAUUGGAGGUUAUUCAUGAGAUUUACGGUGCAAUCGACAUGCAUAGUACAGAUCUGCUUAUACAUACCUCGUCGAAAAGGACGACGCAGCCCAUGCACAGCACCGAGCCUUGUCUGUGGCCACAACUGGAUCCCAUAUGCCAGGAUACCAACGGAUGUGCAUUGGUGGACCGGCUGGACGCACCGGGAUAUGGACCAAGAUAUUGCCUUUACAUUUUAACGCGAUAUAGCUUUAGCCCAUCCAACACCGCCGGUGUGGUCAAGGAGCUAUCUGAAUACGGGCUGCACUACUCCGCUCUACCCUUAAACCCCGAUCGCCCACUGUCCCAGUACGUUGGCUAUUUGAACAGAUCGACAAGCACUCGGCGCCGUUGGCAUAAUUCAGGUAGCGUAGAGCUAUUGCAUGACUGGAUAAUAGCACUCGAGUUACACCCACUGCAGCCGAUGUGGCCCGGGGAGACUGAGGACUCUCCUAUUAUUAUACUAUCCAGCGAUGAAUCCGAGGGAGAUCCGAUGGAGAACGAGUAA
Aspergillus versicolor CBS 583.65 is the source of this 2403-nucleotide messenger RNA. RefSeq lists its product as uncharacterized. Bases 1 to 2403 code for a protein of 800 amino acids. NCBI's taxonomy places the organism in Eukaryota, Fungi, Ascomycota, Eurotiomycetes, Eurotiales, Aspergillaceae. The record is from RefSeq and is a predicted model, not a curated record. The transcript has 4 exons.